This is a messenger RNA of Formica exsecta, 1125 nucleotides long. RefSeq names its product tRNA-splicing endonuclease subunit Sen34-like. Gene Ontology annotation, molecular function: nucleic acid binding; tRNA-intron lyase activity. Gene Ontology annotation, biological process: tRNA-type intron splice site recognition and cleavage; tRNA splicing, via endonucleolytic cleavage and ligation. The record is from RefSeq and is a predicted model, not a curated record. Bases 1 to 717 code for a protein of 238 amino acids. The transcript is spliced from 5 exons. NCBI's taxonomy places the organism in Eukaryota, Metazoa, Arthropoda, Insecta, Hymenoptera, Formicidae.
AUGUUGUGGAUGAGGAAUAACAUUAAACAUAACAUAGAAAAACCACCAACUGAAUCGUUGAGUGAAAAAUUUCAAGAAUAUAGGAACACGCUGUUUGUACAGCAAGCAGAAUGUUUGAGAGAGAACAGAAGGAAACAAAUUACUUCUGUGAUGGAUAAAAUUGUCGAAGGAAAAAAGCGUAAAAUAUUGGGGUUGCAGACAAACAAAAAAAGUAUGAAAAAGCCAUUAGAUAAAAAGACACAGGAAGCAUUAGACGGUAUUGAAAUUAAUACUCAAAAUUUGCUUGAGGAAGAAAUGGCUAAAUUACCUAAAUUAAGUAAAACCGAAGCUCUUGUUCAAAUACACACAGCAUAUCCAUGGUUUCAUAAAGAUGAUAUGAAAGUAGUGGAGUGGAAAUAUCCAUUUACUUCCAAUCAACGACAUAAAUAUAAAGUAUACAAAGAUCUUUGGGAAAAAGAAUAUUAUAUUACUAGUGGAGAAAAAUUUGGUGGCGACUUCUUAGUAUAUCCAGGUGAUCCAAUAAUGUUUCAUUCACAAUUUAUAAUACAGUGUAAAUGCAAAAACGAAGAAAUGUCUAUUACAGAACUUGUAGCUCAAUGUAGAAUCAGUUGUCAUGUCAGAAAGACAUUGGUGUUUGCUACAUAUUAUGAAGAAGAGGAUAGAGUAAAAUAUCAAUCGUUUCAGUGGGCGGAAAAUAAUUUAUUUGAAAAUAGUUGAUAUUUUAAUCAAAUGAGAGAGAGAGAGAGAGAGAGAGAAGUUGAAGUAAAGUAUAAUUAUUUAUAUUUUAAAUUUAAUAGACUCUUUUAAAGAGUUAUUUUCCAUGAAUAUUUCUGUAAUUUUAAUUUUAUAUCUUAUAAUUUUAACUUGUGUAUAUAAGAAAUCAAUUUUAAUUUUCUCUCUUUCUCUCUCUCUCUUUAAUUUGAAAUCUUUUAGAAACUUUUCUUUUUAUUAUACACUGAUGAAUCAUUAUAAGAAUAGUCUCAAGCAAUAUCUGAAAAUUUAAUAAUAUAUGUACUAAUGAAUUUUAAAACAAUUAAAAAACUUCUAUACACAUUUUCUCUACAUAAUAUGCAUAUUUAUAUUCUGUCAAUCAAUAGAAAUCGAUUAUGUUGUGGAUGAGGAAUA